Molecule: messenger RNA, 273 nt
Organism: Fusarium odoratissimum NRRL 54006
Lineage: Eukaryota; Fungi; Ascomycota; Sordariomycetes; Hypocreales; Nectriaceae
Exons: 1
Coding region: 1-273 (90 amino acids)
Source: RefSeq, a predicted model, not a curated record
AUGGCUGUUGAGCACAAGCGCAAGUGUGUGAAGCCAGGGCUGGCAGCUCCCUCAAUGGGCGCAUCUGUGGUCAACCACGGUCAAUCUCCCGAUGGGUCUCGGCUGUCAAUGAACUCAGUCGCCCUUGCCGUGUCUGGCCACGUGACGAGUCUUACGCUUCCUACGAGUAUUAUAAAGGCAAAGACUGCGGCUUUGUCACUUGCGGGAAGUACACUGGAGGUUUGCGUUCAAGGACUGUCUCUAGCUCGGUUUUUUGGUGUAGUGUCUGAGUGA